Eimeria mitis is the source of this 651-nucleotide messenger RNA. RefSeq lists its product as uncharacterized. The transcript is spliced from 5 exons. The coding region runs from base 1 to 651 and encodes 216 amino acids. The record is from RefSeq and is a predicted model, not a curated record. Lineage: Eukaryota; Apicomplexa; Conoidasida; Eucoccidiorida; Eimeriidae.
AUGCAGCUCUUGGGGGGAGUCACCAAUCUACUCCUGCAGAUGGUAAACACACUCAACACCACAACAGGUAAAGACAACAAACAGCAGCAGCAGCAGCAGCAGCAGCAGCAGCAGCAGCAGCAGCAGAAGAUGCUGGUGGUGGUGGUGGUGGUGGUAGCAAAAGAAGAAGAAAGAAAACAACUGAUGGGCCUCUGCCGCAGCACCCUGAACAGCAUCGUCAGCUGUCUGUACACCGCAAUCAAGCAGAUACACCCCGCAAAAAUAAGCGAAAAACAAACGCAAAAAGAGACAAAACAAACUGCAACACCACAUGCAGACAACCCCUCAGCAGCAACAACAGCAGACGGUGCAGCAGCAGCAGCAGACGGUGCAGCAGCAGCAGCAGACGGUGCAGCAGCAGCAGCAGACGGUGCAACAGCAGCAGACGGUGCAGCAGCAGCAGCAGACGGUGCAGCAGCAGCAGACGGUGCAGCAGCAGCAGCAGCAGCAGCACCAGCAGCAGCAGCAGAAGCAGCAGACGGCGCCAGCGCGGUGUCAGUGGAUAGUGCUUUGUUUGAUCGAGCUGAGAAGAUGCUGGGGGUGUCUUUGUUGCUUUUUGCAAUCGGCGAGCUCAGCAGCAGCAGAACGUUUUUACGAGGAAGAAGCAUCUAG